AGGUUCAAUAUUUGGUGCUACGACAACAAAUACUGGAACAGGUUUAUUUGGCAGUAAACCACAAACAACUGGUGGUCUGUUUGGUUCAACACCAGCAACAGGAGGCUUGUUUGGAAACACAGCAACAGGUAACCUAGGAGGAUUUUUCAAAUGCUAUUUUAUGUGUGCAACCAUUCUCAAGGAAUUCAAGAGACAAAGAGAAUUCUGCCAUGCUGGAUGAAAUCAUUAUAGCAAACAAGAAAAUCUUUCAUAAUUAAAAUUCAUCCAACAUGGUGGCGAUGACAUAACUUGCACACCAGUAAUACAAAUGUAAUUAGCAUUCUAUUUCAUCUACUCCUGCUCUAACUUUUCAUGGAAUUAAUGUGACAUGCAUUUGUGAAUUUACUCCGGCUGUAUGGAACCACUCCGCAGUGUGGAUUAUAACAACUGCGCUUGGGUCUGACUGAUGUCUGAUCAGCUGUGCAGUUGCUCAGACAUUGACUAACAAUGAUUGUCCACGUUUUAACAAUAGGGAGUUUACGCAUGUAAGACGGCAACAUCAGAACGACGGCUAUCAAUACAAUAUCAUUAAUCCUAUAGCACAAAAGAAAUGAAUAAUUAAAAGUAUAUCUGGAGUUUCAGACGUCGUCCAUGCUCUGUUGACGACGGCAAAAUGCAUAUUUUCACCACCAUGGGGAAGCCCGGCUCAGACAUGCAUGGGAUUUAAUUUCCAUAACGACGAGGGCCCUUACUCUCACCCUGAUGUUGUUUCUCCAUCUUUUCUGGGGGCCCUUACCUGCUCUGAAGGUUAAAGCUCUGUUUUACUCGUUCUAAACUGUAUUAAAUUCAUGAGAAAGUAAAUACAGGACAACAUUUUCAUACAAUCAUUAAUUUUAAAAAGUUUGUUUAGCCCUAAUGGUUACUCACUUUUUGUAGGCAGUCCCAACGAUCCAUGCAAGCAUUCAUCGGUCCAAGCGUCCAUCCUAAAUAAAAUUGAUCGGCCAUUUAGCGUUUUUGUUUGACAAGUAGCUGAUCGUUGACCAUUAUAAUCCACACUGCAGACCACCCCUCUCCAAUUCUCAGUUUUAAAGUUUUCAAUGUAUAUUGAUAUAAUAAUUGUUAUUUUUGUUGAACCUUCAUCUUUUUUUAUGUUUAGCAGGUCAAAAUGUUGCAGGAACCCCGGCCAAGUUUAUUGUAAGUUGGGAAUUAUAUACUAAUGGCACUUUUUGAUCGCAAUGAUGUGUCAAUGUCAUGUGCAAUGACAAAAUGAGCACGAGAAAAACUUGCAGCCACACCCUUACACGAUUAGUUUCACACCAUGUUAUCGUAGGUUUUUGUUAUUGUUUUUAUUUUACCCAAAAUCAACAAGUAACAAUAAAAAUGCUUUGUUUGGUACAUUUCCAAUAAGAAUCGUAGACAUGUUUCUAGCUUGUCAUAAAUCCAAAGUAACAAUAAAAUUAAGUUUUAUUACAGUAAUUUGAAAAAUGCCGUGGAAACUGCCAAAAUUGCCGUAGACAGCUGUUACGUUCUACGGCAAUUUUUAACGCCAUUGCCGUCGAUUGAUUUCAGGGAAAUUCGAGGCCUGCACUCGUCCAAUUUUGCCCUUCAUUACAAUUAUUAAAAGGAUACUUGAUACAGAGAUGAAUAGCUAUCACUGUUUCAAUUUUACAGAAAAACUUUCUUAUGAAGUGUAGACCUUAUAAGUAACCAAAAAAUGACAAAGUUUUACUUUGAUCUAUCAUUGAAACUUUCCCAAGGGGAGGUGCAGGAUUUUUCAGGGGAGGUGCAAAACGAUCUCAGGGGAGGUGUGCACCUCCCCUCAAAAUCCGACCAUGAUUUAAGCCUGCAAUACCAUGGUGUAGCACUAAUCUGGCACUUGUAACUCUGACACUUGUAACAUAGAUUAAUUAGAAAAAAUUUGCAAUGACGGCACUUAAAAGGCCAAAUCAAUACCUGGUGGAUAGUUGUUACUUGUUACUAUACUGUAUGUAAGUGAUGGCAAUUUUCAGGGUGCGAUAAUUCAAGAUUUUUAGUCGUACCUAACUGGUACGCCAAUGGUUGUCGAUUUGUACUUGCGGUAGUACAAACUGAGCACUCAAUGUGUACUUAGUUUUUAAAAUAAGGUUCAUAAAGUACAUGUUUCUGAAAAGUAUGUCCAGACUACGAGGUAGAAAAAGAACCACAAUCGCAAUAUACAAACAAUCGACUCCAACGUUUCUUGGUGCCAUCAGUCCAAUCAUGUUUCAUGCCAAGACAUCUCAGACACAUGAUACACCAACGAAAUUACGGUAUUGAAUACCUUAGGCUUGGAAAGGUCAUAUGUGGUACCACCAAAAAUAAGUGCACAAAUAGCAAGAGUACCUCGUACCUACGCGGUACCUGGCUGAAAACAAAGAAGUACCAGACAGUAAUAUUGGCGUACGUCCGGUACGUAAGUACGCGAUCUAUCGCACCCUGAAUUUUCCAAUGCAUAUUCCAUUAAAGACUGAAAAACCUAUUGACUUAGUCAAUAAAAUCGUAGGGAGUUAGGCAGAAUGAAAUGCGAAGUCCAUCCCAACUUCUAGAGCAUGUUAAGAUGCAAAGAUUAACUUGGCUCCUUAGUAAAUGAAAUCAGAUCAAAUGCUAAGUCCACCCUUGGCCCUUGCCUCUUAAUUGUUUAACCCAUUGAGCGCCAGCGCUCUCCCCUUGACGAGAAAAAAGUCUGGCGUUAGACAGAGUAAAAUGAUAAAGUAAGGCGCAUUGGGGCGCAAUGCAAUUUAAUGGGUUAAGACUUGAACUUAUUAAAGAUGCCACCACUGAAUCUGGGCACGCAGUAUUACUAUCACAACAGUAGGGUUUCAGUGAACCAUAAUCAACCGUUUUCCCGUUUUUAGCCUCAGACAAGCACAGAUACAAUGAUGAAGAAUGGCAUACAGAGCAAUAUUAAUACUAAGCAUCAAUGUAUAACUCUUAUGAAAGAAUAUGACAAGAAAAGUCUUGAGGUAAGUUCUCAGCAUUUCUCAGGGUGUCUGAUGAUAUUAGGAUUUCCAGCAACUCUCCUCUCCCCAUUAAAGAAAAUCAGUUUCAACCAUUGCCAUGAACUAUGAAAUUGAUAGUAACUAAUUGGUUGAAGAAGAAGAAUGCAAUAUUAAGAAUAUUAAACACUCUGCUAUAUGAGCCUGGAUCCGUCGACAUGAAACGUUCAAGAUUAUUAUUACACGAUAGCAGAUGGUAAUCAACUUCGUAAAUGUUGACACUUGCUAGAGCAAGAAAAUUAAGUUAUAUACAUCUGCCAAUUCUCCUUAUUCACUUUCGACUGCGAGACUAAAAAGAAUUCCAUCAUUUUUCCAUUGUGCAAUUGUAAUCACCGCCUGCUGUACGAUAUUACUUUACGAAAUCCAAUUCAAAUAGUACUGGUGCAUGGUGCAUGUGUUUCUAACUUUCGCUAUGCUUUUGUUUUUUAAACGUACCGUAUGACACACUCAUCUGUACAUGCUCACUUGUUGAUUAAAAUGUAUAAACGACGUGCCUUUGUUGCAGGAACUACGUAUGGAAGAUUAUCAACUUGGUAGAAAGGGUCCACAAGCUUCAGGAACUGGCACUACAACUGGAACUGGUAUGUUUGGAAGUUCAUUUGGUACCUCGACUGGUGGAUCAACGUUCGGGACAGGUAAAUCUCGUUUACCCCUGUAAGCAUAUUACUAAUCAUGAGCAGUUGAUGAUCAGUUGAUACUUAUCAGAACGAGAUAGUACUGUUCUUAAUUCUUUUCAUUGUAAAUAGAAAUCAUGGUGUUUAGUUGCGAGGAAAUAUACAAGUAAUAGAGAUUUAGUUUAAUUUGUUUACUAUUGUAAGUUUAAACGCUUCUGUACUUGAUCACCAUCUGUCCCGCCAAUACAAUCUAAAACAGUCACUUCCGUAUGAAUGCUAGACUCUGAUUGUUUUUUUCCAGUUACCAUGUACACAAACAAUCAGAAGUAUUUGCAUUGCUAUUUGGGAUUCAAUGUACUGUAAUCAACCAAUCACAUUUCUUGUAUAUAAUCCAAUAUUAUAUACAAUCAUAUUGUUCUUGAAUGACAUAGUGGUUUUAAUUUACUAAGGAGGGUUUGGCACAAGUACUGGCACUGGUAUAUUUGGACAAUCUGGACAAACAAAUAUGUUUGGCGCGAAAACGACGUCAGGUGGAUUAUUUGGCAACUCAAGUACAACAUUCAGUGCUCCCUCUGCUUUUACAAAUACUUUCGGUAAUAAACCGGUAAGAUAACAAUAUAUUUAUUUAUAUUCUAAAGUAAAUUAACUACUUAUGAGUGAGUACCAGACCUUGAAUUUUGCUUUAUUUUGCCCCAGAAGGAGGUUUCAGCACACCUCAGCCAGUUCAGUUGACAAGCAGAUACCUUUUUCAUCUCUGUGUACAAGUAGCCAACUUGUAAAACCAAUUAUUAUGAAAAAUAGAAAUAUUUAAACAAAAUAUUUAGAAAGAGGUUUAUCGCUAACUUGUUCGCUCAUACAGGGUGGACUGUUUGGUACAACAACUACCACACCAUCAACUGGCUUGUUUGGAACAACACCUGCAUUUGGCACAGCCUCGGCUGGCAGCAGUUUGUUUGGUACGCCAUCAUUUGGUCAGACUACUCAGGUUAGUCAUUGAGGGUAAUAACGAGGAUUAGUCUGAAGUGAUGGGGUAAUAUUUGGGGUAUAAUAUGUCAUGUGAAUGACUACUGAAAAGGCAUGUUUAACAGUGCUAUUAGCACGCGUGCAUGCAUCAGCCCACACAAAAAUCGUUCACAGUAUGCCAUGCAUUCUAUCAUUUCAUAGUAAAAUGCCCAAUCCCUCUCUAAAAUGCAGUGGUUUUCGAUAAGCGAAGCGAUAAGAAAAUAUUUUUAUAUCUUAUUUUUUAUAAUCUUAUUUAACAGGCUGGUGUAUUUGGUGCUUCUUCACAGCCCGGUGGUAUGUUCGGGAAACCAGCAUUUGGGACGAAUACAUCGGGGGCUGGCGGUUUGUUUGGUACCUCCACUUUUGGACAGACUUCUCAGGUACCAUUUACUAGUAAGAUUGUUUACACGCAGUGGUAUAUAAUAUUUAAUCACUUGCCAUCAAGACAAGUGAGCUAUAACGAUGCAGGUUUGCAUCAAAUGGAAUAUGCCACAAGAUCAUACACUAACCUUCAGCACAUACAGUAUGCAGAUCAAUAACUUAUAGUAGAUACAAUUGAGUCGUGAAAGAGUUUGCCUGCAAUGAAUUUCACUAAUUUACUGGACAAACAUGUUGCAAUGAAAAGAAAACGUAUGGUGAUGCAAAUAUUAUUUUAAUGGCACGGAUUUACUUUAUUAUUCAGUAUUUAAUAGGCAAAUAAAACGCUACAUCUUACGCAGUAUAGUCUGUAGACGUCUAUUUCUUGUUUUGUGUUUUACCACGCGUAGGCAUAAAUUCCACAUAAACCUCGUAUUUUAAACACUAGUAUUUUCACGUGCAUCAAACUUGUAUUGAGUAUACUGCUAUAUCUAUUUAAUAUAAUUUAUUCUAUUCAUAUUACUUGCAGCCCUCUUUGUUUGGUCCGAAAUCUACCACCGGUAAGUCCACUCCUGCAAAUAUUGUAUUACGUCUGGGUUACGCUAUGUCUAAAUUUACGUGAUCACUUUUGCUUCACUCGCGUAAUUAAAUUGUGAUAACUGCGGAUUGCGAAACAUUCAACUACCUGAAAAAUACAAACAGAACUUCGACUUUUCGAGCGCCCUUCGCCGAUUUAUUAUCGUCUCGACCUACACAAGACCGGAUUUUGGUGGAAAUAGUGGGGGAGGUGGAAACAAACUUAGGGGAGGUGCAGCAGUCUAGCUCACGACCCCCAUGGAAAGUUGGAACGGGCCAAAGUCAACGACGUGACGUAUGCAUGUAGUGUACAUAUGUAUCAGGGUAUUAAUGAAUUGUGACUGUACAACACAAAGUUUCUUUCAAAACAUUGCAUUAAAAUGGUACUUGUCACUGAGAUGAAUGGCUAUCACUGUUUCAAUUUUACAGAAAAACUUUCUUACGAAGUGUAGACCCCAUAAGCAAUCAAAAAUUAUCAAAUUUCACUUUGAUCUAUCAUUGAAACUUUCUCAAGGGAAGGUGCAUGACUUUUCAGGGGAGGUGUAAAAAUUCUCAGGGGAGGUGCAAAACGAUCUCAGGGGAGGUGCACACCUCCCCUCAAAAUCCGGCCAUGUACCUACACUGGCACAGACCGUUCGUUCAUGCUUUAAAUUGUGCUUGCUUUUAUCUAACUUUCUGAAUGAGGUUCGCACUUCGAGCACCUAUAUCAAGGUUUUUGUCAAACUAUUUUGAACAUUUAUUUCAACUCUUGAAGGUAGCUAUACUAGUACUGAAAAAGAUUUUUGUGAAGUCUGCAAUUUUUAUUUCACUUACACGUGAUUAAUAUUCAUCGCAAAACCCAAAGCUCUGGACAGACUUUUUAUACAAAGUUUUAUAAAAUCACAAAACUAUAACAGUGAAAAUAUGUACAAAAUUUAUUUGAAACCAUGUAUUUCUUGUUUGUCAGAGUAUCGCUGAAAAGUUUAAAUAGAGAAUUAUAAUACAUGGGUGCGCGCAAAUACCAGAUUUAUUUCGAGUGUUGAACAUGUUCAGCACUCGAAAUAAAUCUGGUAUUUCCGCGCACCCAUGUAUUAUUCUCUAUAUAAUUUUGUUCCUGGCAGAACCUUGUUCUUUGUACCCAAAAGAAUCGAAAUUCGAGCAAGAACAAUCGCAAACUAUGCAUGCGUGGUUUCGAUGAGUUGUAAACCUUGUUGCAGGCAAGAAAAGCUUAUAGUGGCGACCUCACCAACUUUCUAAACCCAGGCAUAACCCUUGAGUUGCCGGUGAAAAGGAGGCCAGUUGCCAUCUUCAUGAAAACUGUCUACAUCAUCAUGCAUAUAUUUUGUUUUUCGUCAGGUACUCUAGGUACGUUCGGCACGACAAGCACAGGGGGUUUGUUUGGUACACAGAACAAACCAGGAUUUGGUACAACGUUUGGUACUGGAACAGCUACUAAUAUGUUUGGUAAUACAACUGGUACAGGAUUGUUUGGUAAUAGCAGUCUUGGAUUUGGUACCACUGGCUCAACACUUGGUCAAACCUCAGCUUUGGGUGGUACCUUCGGCCAAACAAGUAAGAUUGUCAACUUUGUACGUGACAGUGUAGUGAAAUUAAGAGAGCAUAAUGAUAUUUGUAAUUUAUGUUAAUAUAUUUUAUUGCACUUCAGUUUAACAUUUCUUCUAUCCUCUAGCGUACCCAGCUUUGAUAGAGUGGGUGUUAAUUCAUCAGGGGCGUAUAAUGGUUGCUGACUAAUUUCUUAGGGGUGAGCUCCUUCCCGCCAUUCCUCAUAAAAUCAGUCUGGUAGUGAGUGGGUGACUUCGCUUUUUAUUCUAAAUCCAGCAGUAUGUGCGUUGUCCAUGCAGAUAUAGGUUUUCCUUAUCCUCACAAGUACGUAUGGAACUUCUCUCCAGUGCUUUUCCCUGUCAACGCGCCAGGAAUGGAAUAUCACCCAACACCACGUUGCGAUAGUAACUAUUUGCGAUCAUGCACUAUGUCAGAAUCCGUUGGUCUGGUUCAAGGAAAUGAAUACAAUCCUCAGAAAAAAACCCCACUACAUUCGCAACCAACUCUGUACGAUAAAUGAAGAGUUUUAGUUGUACUCACUGGUACUCCAAUGAUUAUUUGAGCUAAUACAAAUAUAGAUAAGAACACAAGGUAUAUAUAAAAGCUAUUCAUUCAGUAAACUAUGAGUUAGAACAAUGAGUGCGAUUUCAUUUCUUUCUUUCUUGUACUUUCGUUUUUGUAGCUCUUGGUGGUAUAGGAACUGGCUUGGUGUAAGUAUAAAUAACUGUAAUCAUUGAAUAUCGUGCAUUGACAUAUUGCAAAUGAACAUAAAUAACAGUCGGUGAUGUUUCAAUGUCAAAUACAUUUCCAGGACAACUAUGAAGGAGCCGCAUUUUGCUGGCACGCGCGUUAGCCCGCACACAGCCCGCAAAUCGCAGGCUUCAACACUGAGCUAUAUAUUUCAUACGUAAUUCUAAUACAUAACUUCAAUAAGACCCGGGAUGGGCUCCCUGUGGCACCAGUUGUUUAUAUGAAUUAAGUCUGUAUGUCUAUUUCAAAACUUAUGGAAACGAAAUUUCAAUCAAUCCAUGGAAGAAAUGAUAUGAAAUUUUGUUACUUUAUAAUAAGAUUUAAGGCAAUCGGCAAUCCGUUCUCGGAUAACCUGUUCCGUGUGAAUAAAUUUCAGAGGUUUAUGAGUUAAUGGCACAUGAAUUGGCAUGCGUAUUAGUUAUUAGUUAUAAUACACCUUAAUAAGUACAGUGCGCAGUAAUAAUAUCAUCUGCUUGUUUCAGUGGCCAAAACAACGUCGCUGCAUUGCAACAACAACAGCAACUGCAACAACAGCUACAACAGCAAGUACUUGCGUUGACAAGUUCGCCAUUUGGAGAUUCACCUCUAUUCAGAAAUCUCACGGUACGUUUUAUGGUCAUACAGCUGUGGUCAUAA
Paramuricea clavata is the source of this 8470-nucleotide messenger RNA. Lineage: Eukaryota; Metazoa; Cnidaria; Anthozoa; Malacalcyonacea; Plexauridae. The record is from the annotation of a GenBank genome assembly.